CGCUUUGACUUCUUGUUGUCAUGGCUUCACAUGCAGGCGACUCGACUACCAUGAGAAAGUGAUACUAACCAUUGCGCUUCUGCGCUGGACGAACUAACUCAACCUCAAGGAUUCCUGCGGAGCUCCUUCGACUCUUUAUUCUUGUUAUUUCUUUGUUUCUGAUCUUGCCACGCACUUCCACGAUAUGUUUUGAGAUAUUGGUGUUUCAUCCUACGAACAAUUUUCGCUUCAAAUCGUCGGACAGUUUCGCCAACGAAGUAUUUUGCGCGAAUCAAAUUGGGAAUUAAACCCGACUGUUACACAAGUGUAGCUCUGUGACCAGGACGCUAGAUUUAGAGGACGUUCCGUUGACACCACAAGAUCGGGAACUGCUAUGUUACACCGUGUCGCAUGAACUCGAAUCCGUCUGGCAAUUAUUAUGGAUACUCUGUACCCGUUCAUUGUGUCUGAUGGGGACAUUAUCGAUAACGGAGGUCCUACUUCAAUCCUGUUUGAUUCUAACGGUGAUAUAUCUUGAUAUUGAAACAUGCCAACCCCAGUACAGGAGGGUACACAGACGGCAGGCGUUCAAGUCGACAAGUCAGAAGAUGGCGUUACGAGGAUUGGGAUCAACAGACCACAGCGAAGAAACGCCAUAGAUCAGCUCACGGCAAAGAAGUUGUAUGAGGCGUUUGUCGCUUUCGAGAAUGACAGCCGGCAGAAAGUAUGCGUGUUCUAUGGCACGGGGAGAACAUUUUCGGCCGGCUUUGACCUCAGCGAACUGACCAGGUGGGAUACACCGCCGGGCGGGUCUAGAGACAUCGAUCGCGGAGGUAAUGAACACCUGAGUAACAUUACGCGUUCCAAGUUCGAUCCCGUUUGCGCCCGCAACGCCGGUCCACUCGGCCCAAGCAGAAUGCGGAUAAACAAACCAGUGAUUUGUGCCACUUCAGGAUGCUGCGUUGCGGGGGGGUUGGAGUUGUGUCUUCUCGCGGACAUACGGGUUGUGGAAGAGGAUGUGGUAUUCGGAAUAUUCUCUAGACGCUUUGGCAUUCCGCUACUCGAUGGAGGAACGGUCCGUCUGCAGUCUGUCGUCGGGUUAGGUCGGGCAUUGGAUAUAAUAUUGACGGGAAGGCCGGUAGGGGCUCAUGAGGCCCUGCACAUGGGUUUAGCGAACCGGGUUGUACCGAAGGGUCAGGCUUUCGGGGAGGCAAUGAAGCUUGCGAGGCUACUGGCCUCGUUUCCUCAGGAAUGUUUGAAUGCAGAUCGAGAUUCUUGUUACUAUUCUGCCUAUCGAGCGCAGUCACUGGAGGAUGCGCUAUCCUAUGAAUACAACGGUGCUGUGAAGGUCGCCGACCUUGCCAUUCGGGAGGGAAUCAAGUUUGUCCAACGCAAAGAGAGGCAGGCGAAGCUAUGACAUGUGUUCGGUGGAACUGCUUCUUGGGGUUUUGAAAGGACUACUUCAUUUUCCUAAGAUUUUAAGAGCUUUAGAAUUUCGGAUUGUGUUGCAUCUAAUAAAGAGUCAGAAUCGAUGUCUGGCAGCCACUUUGAUACCGAAUUGCACUGACAAAUAAUAUAUGAAGUGCGGAGUACUCAGGAGGCUUCUGUUGCAUACUACCAGGGUCUCCU
Messenger RNA from Coccidioides immitis RS, 1608 nucleotides. Its product is annotated as carnitinyl-CoA dehydratase. Bases 527 to 1396 code for a protein of 289 amino acids. The record is from RefSeq and is a predicted model, not a curated record. The transcript has a single exon. NCBI's taxonomy places the organism in Eukaryota, Fungi, Ascomycota, Eurotiomycetes, Onygenales, Onygenaceae.